This is a messenger RNA of Sphaeroforma arctica JP610, 1142 nucleotides long. RefSeq lists its product as hypothetical. Lineage: Eukaryota; Ichthyosporea; Ichthyophonida. Bases 155 to 850 code for a protein of 231 amino acids. The record is from RefSeq and is a predicted model, not a curated record. The transcript has 5 exons. Gene Ontology annotation, molecular function: protein heterodimerization activity; DNA binding; structural constituent of chromatin. Gene Ontology annotation, biological process: nucleosome assembly.
CCUCGCUUAGUAGUACAGUAGUAUUCAAAGGGUGGACGUGUAACCUUUGCCGCUGCAGUAUCUCAGAGGGAGUCAAGGCGUAUCUGAGGGUUGCGAGACAUAAAACUAAUAACACAGUUUUUGUAUAAAAGGUUCCAACCAUUCACAACGCAAGAUGCCGCCUAAAAAGAGCACACCCGAAGACCGCAACACACCUCGCAGGUCUGGCAGGUCUGAAGCGAAGCCUCCUUCCGACAAAAGUGGAACAGAUGUAAAGUCACCGACGGAAUCCAGUCGAGCUGGUACACCCGAAGUCGCCGAUGAGGAGGGUGAACCUCUAGACGAGUUCGUUCAAUUCUAUACUCAAUACCAAGCCCGUGUUGCUGCAGGCGAAACGCAACCCGGAGAUGCUCAGAAGUUCAAAUUUGCGAGGGAGAAACUUGAGGAACACUUCCAAAAUGUCUCGCAAAGUGAAAACGAAUCCUCAGGCAAGGAAACCGUCCAAAAGCAACCCCGGUUACCACCAUCCCAGCCAGCUAAGAAAAUCGUCGGCAAAGAUAUUCUCCACAAGACCGUCAGACCGAAACCGAAAGCUAAACCACACAGACCAACUCGUUUCGCAAAACCAAUCAACACCCUGGCAGGCAUAACAAAACCUGCCAUCCGCCGUAUGGCCAGGCGAGGUGGAGUGAAGCGAAUCAGCGGUCUUAUUUACGAUGAGAUUCGCAACGUCACCAAGAAAUAUCUGCAAGAUUUGCUGCGUCUGUCCACUACAUACACCGAGCAUCGAAAAGCAAAGACCGUCACUGCCUUAGAUGUAGUAUAUGCCCUUCGCAUCAAGGGAGAGAGACUCUAUGGGUUUGGCAGUUAAGAGUCCGAUGGGUAUACCACCCACAUAUAUGGCUUUAUAUCUUUGCAAAUACAUCACGUUCAGGUACACGCUUGCAUACGUGUUACAAACAUAAGAAUUGAACCCUCGAGCACACAAAGUAGUCGAAUUCGACGUAUCGUACUAUUUCGGUGUCGCUCAAGUACAACUGCUAGCAGGGAAAUUGACAGCCAAAGAGUACAACAAACAGUGUGCUAAUCUUGUGCUUGUGUCUAUAAGAUUGGGGAUCAAUUGAGUAACCCACGCAAAUGUAAAUAAACCUAAUUUUCGCCAC